This is a messenger RNA of Physella acuta, 2003 nucleotides long. RefSeq lists its product as uncharacterized. The record is from RefSeq and is a predicted model, not a curated record. Lineage: Eukaryota; Metazoa; Mollusca; Gastropoda; Physidae.
UAACGUUCUCUGACUACUUCAUUGUUGGCCUACCGUGGUACAAAGACUCUCAAGUAGACCUGUAUGUGUCGACCUUUAAUCUCGAGCCCUUCCAAGUUGAUAUCACAGUGCUGAAGUAUGAAUCUCAAGAGUUGGGAACUAAAAAAAUUCAUUCCAAUAUAUCGGUCGCCAAGUUUGAGUUAGCCGUAUAUACGGUUGAAGUAAAAAAACGAUUAACAGGACAUAUUCGGCACCCGUGCUCGGUCGUCUUCAAAAGCCAGCAGACGUCACACGUGUUCAGCUUAACCGCUGUGUUCAUUGACCAGACGACGGGGUCCUGGAUCGAUUCCAUCCUGGCCACACCCGUGUCCAUGUUCCACCGACGUUUCUAUAUGCCAGGAUUUCCUAAAACAGAGUUUCAAAUUUAUAUCGUGAGCGCCAGUGAUCAAAAUUACGUGGAAGUGAGGAUAGGACGGACAACUUCUGAUACUUUUUUAAACAGUGGAAGAGCUGCAUAUUUUUCCUUCUGUGAAAUAGCUGAUGUAUAUAACCGCUUCGGUGCUUUUAUGCAUGCUGAUGAACCUGUUGGUGUUAUGAUUACCUCAUGCCACCAAGAAACUAUGUUUGAUUGCGACAACAAGGAACUCGGGUUUGUAGCCUCGACCAUUUUGCCGCCAAUAUUGGAUUGCGAGUUCAUCGUAUUCAGUAGACUUAACCCUCUACUUGACCCCCAACACGACGCCCAUGAUGAACUGAGGAUCAUGAAUUCGGAUUCCUAUUUUGUGAUUAUCACCAUCAAUGACGAGACCGAACUGUUCUUAGAUGGACCUUAUUACAUGCUAACGCUAAAAAUACAGAACGAUAGGCCGUUGCACCUCCAUGCCAAUCUUCCAGUUGUAUGCUACUAUGUUAGCAAAAGUAAGGACUGUACCUGGGGAAUGUCAUCAAGCCUGGUCCUACCUAAUGAGUUAUUCAUCUUCAGCUACGCUAUCAGUGUUCCUUUUCCUUACAAUUCCUCACGGUCGGCUGGUACAGCAUUUCUCAUCUUCGUUGUUACGGACGAUCAAUUUCCCAUGAUAUUAAUGGAUGAAAUUUACCUAAUGGAUUUUGAUACAACCGUCACCAAGGUAGAUGGGACAAAAAAGUACCAAGUGAGAUACCUGCAAAUCUCUAAUGGACUCCAUUACUCCUAUUCUGAAGACGUCUCUAACUACGGCCUCUACCUGUUUGGUAGGAAAGACUUCGGCACUUACUUCCAUCCUGCUGGAUUCUAUGACACGUCACGAGAAGAUCGUCCUGAGGAUGUUGAAUACGGCCCAAUGUUUCCUGGAGACUUGGUCGAUAAUGAUGAAGAUGGUUCCGUUGAUGAAGAAUUGUUGGAUAAGGACGUUGAUCAUGACAAUCAAAACUCUGAAGACCUCCGUAGAGAAACAGCAGUACACGGAAGAUGGGGACAGUGGAAUACUUGGGCUUGCCAGGAUAUGUGUAGCUUGAGCUACUUUGAAAGAAGGAGAACCUGCUCUCGGCCUUCACCUCUGUUUGAAGGAAGCCAAUGCCAAGGUCAUGACCUUGAGGUAAAAGACACAGUUUGCGGUGGACAACAAUGUGACACAGUUCUGUGCCCUGAUGGCUACUAUGGGAUAAACUGCGAACUUCAAUGUCAAAAUUGUGGAGGGGAUUGUAAUAAGCGGGAUGGAUCUUGUCAGUUUUGUAAACCUGGGUGGAUAGGUUUAUACUGUCAUGUAGCAUGUCCGCCAAUGACAUAUGGUUUUGAAUGUCAACAUUCUUGCAGUCAAAAAUGUAACGGCAAAGACUGCAUUGACAGGGUGUACGGGUAUUGCCACCAAGCCGUGGAUGUCAAGUCAAUAAUGAUCACCUACUAUGUUGUGAUUUUUGUAGUACUGUGUGGAUUUCUUUACCUCAUCUUCUAUAACAAAAAGAAAAAUGACGAGCCUCUGGAAAUAAUAACAGUCAAACGUGUGUCUUCUAAAGAGUUCGUUCUUAACACACGAAAAUUUAAUUAG